UGAUCCUGUAGUACGCCUUUGACUCUUAUUCCACUUUAUGAUACAAAAAACAGAGACGAUGACCGAAACAGCGACCCUCGUUUCCAUGAGUCCCCAAUGUGUUCAGUUGGGACGACCGCUUCUUCUUCGUUGCGGUCUUCAGAUGAAUGGGUGGCUUCUACAAGUCCAAGAUCUGUCCGGAUUUGUGUUCCUACCGAAAAUUUGUUCUUGCGGCAACGACGAGGAAUAUCAUUACAAGAAUGAAUUACAACAGGUGUUUUUACGAGACGAGCGUGAGCGCUAGAUGAUGAAGAUUGCAUGAAUUAAACAACACCAAGACGUCUUUGAACGUAAUCUACUUGCUUCAUGGAUUAAAGCAUGCUCGCGCCGCAUGACAUUACUUCUUUGUCUUUUUCGUCAAUGGCGUUGCGAAUCUUUUCAUGUUGAUCAUCAAUCAUCUUCCCUUUGAUUCGACUGUCGUAAGUUGAAAUUCUUUCGUAUUGAAUCUGAAGGAGGAUCAGGUGCGUCGCGAUGAUGUGUUACCGUGACGAACAAAACCCUGGGUAGGACAUCCCCUCAAGAAGGACCUAGCAGGAGAAAUGCACCCCCGAAAGUUAUUCUGUUUUUUCGAGCUGCAAUUAUUGGCAGUGUCUAUAGAUGAAUGUUUAUAGCUAAUGAACAGGCACCAUUUAUCUGCCACCACAACAAUCCCGCCCCCGAUAUGCCCAUGCAAUAAUACACAAAAAUAUGGCAGCCGUUUGCCUUCGGGCAUCACGGCUCUUCCGUCAUGCACAAAAGACGGCUUCUGGCUGAAGUGCACAUCGGUUCCCAGGUCCACUCAAGUGCUCAUAUGAAUCGAUCAAGAAUGAACAGUCGGUUACUUAAAAAUCACACAAAAUUCCGUUGACCCGUCUUUGGUGACACGGCUCAUCCGUUCUUCUUCGAAGUGAUCACGGUUCAUGUAGAGGUUGUUAGAUUAGUGAGCUUCGGAAUUUCGUUUCAAGCUCUUUUUCCGUGUUGCGACUUGGGAGGCACUCACGCCCUUCUCCCUUUUGGAGAAUUCAGGUUGUGAUAUAUUCUUGUAUCACCUGUAUCUAUAGGUUAGACACUUUGUCGGCCAUUUUACACCGUCGCAGGAAGUGUUUCGUCUUGCCGAUGAUUUUGCACAAUCAUUUGAGACGCAAAGACGAUGACCAAAAUCGGUAUCAUGGUGCAGAAAAGAAAGCGAUUGUUUACAUCAGGUAGUCCAUAUGGCAUAGAGAUUGAGUUUAUCUUCCAAAAUUGUCAAAGUAAGGCACUGUUGUUUUUCCCUGGACUACUUUUAUCUUCAUUCAAAACAUUCAAGUAAGAUGCAUCAAAUGUGAUUUAGUGUUUUCAAUUUUAUUUGGUUGAAAAACCAGACUAAUACAACUAAAAGUAACAUGAAAAUCGUUUUGGAAAAACUAUUAAUCAAAAGUACAAUAGAUGUGAUCCCUAUCGACCAUAAGUAUCCAACAAGAUCAAGGUUUCAGAUUAGGAAGAUAGAAGAUAGAGGAUGUGGUUGUUCAUCUUCUAGUUCCUCACUUUCCUCUUUAGUACAGGAGUUGUUCGCCCGGUCGCCGGCCUGAUGGGGCAUGGUAUGGCGAAAGACGUUGCUCUAGAAGCUACCAGAUCGAACAAGUGCAACAUGGACGCGUGUGAGGAGUAUGCGGCAGGCUACAAGGACGGCGAUUGUUGCGCUUUGCCCGUCAUGGCCUUCUGCAGUGCGGAACACGGCUACGUGGCUGGGCAGGAUGGUUGUGGAUUUGCCUAUGCCGAGGGACAGAGGUCAGUGUGUAGGGUCCCAAAAUCGUACUGGGACAACAAUAUGGAAGACCCUUUUCCUGCGGAUGUUCAACGGGGCAAUUUGUCAGGGAUCCCCCGUGAGCCUCCGGAGCACAUCAAGAAUGCCGGUGAAAGCCACCUUGAAGCGGGAUGGUGCACAGGGGAAGACGAAGCGGGGGAGGGCGAAAGCUUCAGGUGGAACGAAAACGGGGAACACGAAAGACAAGGCUUCCUUGAUGACAUCUUGGCGUACGACAACUUUGCCCUGACGUUUGCGAGGAGUACGAGAGGGGCCGGUUGGAUACUUUCUGCCGGUCGGGCUUCACCUAUCGCAAAGGCGCGGACGGUUGUGGGUGGGGGGUCACCCAAGCGACAAGUGUCAACGUGCUGCAUACGGAAUGGUGGUCCAGCUUCCUCCACGUCUAGUGGUACUUCGAGAAGCAGUGCUGGCGAUGAUAGUCAUGCUAGAAAUGGUGUUGGCCAACACGAUAAUUUGGGUCCGAAUAGCGAACGCGGCUACACGCCGAUUUCUAUGGAAGAAGCUAGAAGUGCGGUCAACAAUGUUGCAGAUGGGAAUUACAUAGCAGGCCCGAUGAACUUAGCUGGAGCAGGGGGAGCACCAGGAGUAAGUGGCAAUUCCGAUCGAACUGGCAAUUCCGAUCUGAACGAGCAACUAUGA
Messenger RNA from Amoebophrya sp. A25, 2461 nucleotides. The record is from the annotation of a GenBank genome assembly. NCBI's taxonomy places the organism in Eukaryota, Dinophyceae, Syndiniales, Amoebophryaceae.